AUGAGAAGUGUGCGUGUGUGUUUGUGCCUGGCUCUGCUGUUGCCUUGGUGUGUCCAGAGCCAGAGGAUCAGUCCCGCUCUUGCUAAACUUGAUGAAGACACACAGAGGGAAUUGCUGGCUGUCGACAUCCUAAACCGCAGUGGUUUGUUGAACUCAUUGCUCCGAUCACAGCAUCACAUCGUGCUCCGGCAAGAACGUGCCCCACGCCCAGCCUCCCAGGUGCCAAAGAGAGCGCAGCAGGGGUCCCGCUUCGCCCUGUCGCUUGAUGUCCCCACCAGCAUCCUCAGUGUCCUCAUAGACCUGGCCAAGAACCAGGACAUGAGGACCAAAGCAGCAGCCAAUGCAGAACUGAUGGCACGAAUAGGCAAGAGGAAAUGA
Messenger RNA from Centropristis striata (black sea bass), 378 nucleotides. RefSeq names its product urocortin-3-like. Gene Ontology annotation, cellular component: extracellular region. The transcript has a single exon. NCBI's taxonomy places the organism in Eukaryota, Metazoa, Chordata, Actinopteri, Perciformes, Serranidae. The record is from RefSeq and is a predicted model, not a curated record. Gene Ontology annotation, biological process: hormone-mediated signaling pathway; digestion; cellular response to nutrient levels. Bases 1 to 378 code for a protein of 125 amino acids. Gene Ontology annotation, molecular function: hormone activity; corticotropin-releasing hormone receptor 2 binding.